This is a messenger RNA of Canariomyces notabilis, 804 nucleotides long. Its product is annotated as HAD-like protein. Bases 1 to 804 code for a protein of 267 amino acids. Lineage: Eukaryota; Fungi; Ascomycota; Sordariomycetes; Sordariales; Chaetomiaceae. The record is from RefSeq and is a predicted model, not a curated record. The transcript has 2 exons.
AUGUCCAUGAUGCAAUCCGUCAAGGCUGCGAACUGGAAAUUCGCGCCGCUAAAUCGGCCAUUUACCCCCGGCCCUCACACGCGGAAGCUAGAAGGGAUUGUCUUUGACGUCGACGGAACACUAUGCGAACCACAGACUUACAUGUUCGCCGAAAUGCGCUCGGCACUAGGCAUCUCCAAGAGCGUCGACAUCCUCGAGCACGUCUACAGCCUCCCCACCGCCGAGCAGCAGCACGAGGCGAUGGAGAAGAUACGUGCCAUUGAGCGAACAGCCAUGCUAAAACAGGUCGCGCAGCCCGGAUUAACACGACUAAUGUCGUACCUCGACGAGCGGGGGAUCCGCAAGGGCAUCUGCACGCGGAACUUCGACGCGCCCGUCAACAACCUACUGAGCAAGUUCCUCGCGGGGUCCGUCUUCACGCCCAUCGUGACGCGCGACUUCCGGCCGCCGAAACCCGACCCGGCGGGGAUCCUGCACAUUGCGCGCAGCUGGGGCCUGCUGCGCAGGAGCACCGGCGAGGCCGGGGUGCCCGCUUCGGGCGAGGAGGAGCAUCAACCGGAAACGGGUCCAGACGGCGCCGCGGGGCUCCUCAAGACGGAGACAGGGGAAGAGGUGGCCGACGCGAGCGCGCUGAUCAUGGUGGGCGACAGCAUCGACGACAUCACGGCGGGCCGCCGGGCCGGGGCCAAGACGGUGCUUCUUGUCAACGAUGUCAACCGCCACCUGGCCGACCACGAACAUACCGAUUUGGCAAUAUCGCGACUAGACGAGCUGAUAGACGUCCUGGAAAACGGAUUGCUUUGA